This is a messenger RNA of Salvia hispanica, 1283 nucleotides long. Lineage: Eukaryota; Viridiplantae; Streptophyta; Magnoliopsida; Lamiales; Lamiaceae. The record is from RefSeq and is a predicted model, not a curated record.
CCGAUCCGAUCACGAAACCAUUCGCCGCCGGCCAAAUGCUGUCGCCGGAGCUCCAGUCCCGGGCUUUCCGCCCUUAUAUUUCCUCCUCCUCCAGCGCCCCCUCAUUCCCCACCACCUCCUAUAACGGAGAGCAAAACCCUAACCCUAGUCCUCCGACGUCCUUAUAUUACGGCGUAGCAGGCGGAAGAAGCGGCCGCCGCUCCAGUUCCUCUAUGAACAACUCUCGCCUCUCCCCUUCCUCGUUUCUCCACAAUGCUAGAAUCGCCCUUGCACUCGUCCCGUCCGCAGCCUUCCUCCUCGACCUCGGCGGUGCUCCGGUCGUCGCCACCAUUGUUGUUGGACUCAUGAUUGCUUAUAUCCUCGAUUCUCUUAAUUUCAAAUCCGGUUCCUUCUUCGCCGUCUGGUUUACUCUCAUCGGCGCGCAGAUUGCCUUCUUCUUCAGCUCCUCGCUCUACUACACCUUCAAUUAUGUUUCCCUUGCUAUUCUCUCCGCCUUAACUUGUGCAUUGGCGAAUUUUCUAAUCGGAGUUUGGGCAUCGUUGCAGUUCAAGUGGAUACAGAUCGAGCACCCCACUAUUGUGCUCGCUCUCGAACGCCUCUUGUUCGCAUGCGUUCCGCUAAUAGCUUCCACGCUUUUUACUUGGGCAACAGUUUCUGCGGUGGGUAUGUGGAAUGCUGCUUACUAUCUCAUGCUUUUUAAUUGCAUAUUCUACUGGCUGUACUCAGUCCCCCGUGUAUCCUCGUUCAAACUGAAGCAAGAAGUGAAUUUCCAUGGAGGUGAGGUCCCCGAAGAUAGUUUCAUUCUUGGGCAGCUUGAAUGCUGUGUGCAUACGCUGACUCUUUUGUUCAUUCCCGUGUCGUUCCACAUUGCCUCUCACUAUUUGGUUAUGUUCUCAUCAAGUGCUGCCAUCUCCGAUUUGUUUCUGCUUUUCUUCAUCCCCUUUCUGCUUCAGCUGUAUGCAUCUACAAGAGGGGCAUUGUGGUGGGUUACUAAGAACGAGUACCAGUUGCAGAGCAUUCGAUUCGUCAAUGGUGUUGUGGCAUUAGUUGUUAUUGUUAUAUGCCUGGAGAUUCGAGUUGUUUUCCAUUCAUUUGGGCGUUACAUUCAUGUCCCACCACCAUUGAAUUACCUGCUUGUCACCAUCACAAUGCUCGGAGGAGCUGCUGCUGCUGGUUCUUAUGCUCUUGGUAUGGUUUCUGACGCAUUCAGCUCACUGGUAUUCACUGCAUUGGCUGUCACUGUCAGUGCUGCUGGAGCGAUUGUUGUGGGAUUUCCUAUCCUG